ACACUUCUGACUUUGAAUAAUCAUUUUUUUCUCUCUCCUCCAAAUCUCCAACAAACUAGGAUAGACCAGUUCUUUCUUCAGAAAACAUCUCCUUUUUCUUAUACAAAUUACUACUUUAUUUACUACAGUAAUAACUAACCACCAAAUUAGAAAAUGAUGUCAUUCAAUAAACCUCAUUUUCUGAAAUUGUUGGUGAACAAGUUGCAGUUGAGAGGAGAGAGAGAGAAAAAGUUGUUGUUGAUUAGAGGAGUAAUGGGUAGUACAUUGGAUGAGAUGACUGUAGGAUCCAACGGUGUUGCUGGGGGUGUUAGGGACGUGUACGGUGAGGAUUUUGCCACGGAGGAUCAACAUAUCACUCCUUGGACUGUGUCUGUUGCUAGUGGGUAUUCAUUGCUGAGGGAUCCCCAUCACAACAAAGGACUUGCUUUUACAGAGAAAGAAAGAGAUGCUCACUACUUGCGUGGUUUGUUACCUCCUGCAUAUCUGUCCCAGGAUCUUCAGGAGAGGAAGUUUUUGGCGACUCUUCGUCAAUAUCAAGUUCCCUUGCAGAAAUACAUGGCCAUGAUGGAUCUUCAGGAGAGGAAUGAGAAACUCUUUUACAAGCUUCUUGUUGACCAUGUUGAAGAAUUGCUACCACUUGUGUACACUCCAACUGUUGGUGAGGCUUGCCAAAAGUACGGAAGUAUCUUUAGACGCCCCCAAGGUCUUUUCAUCAGUUUGAAGGAUAAGGGAAAGAUUCUUGAGAUUUUGAAGAACUGGCCUGAAAGGAAUAUUCAAGUUAUAGUGGUCACUGAUGGUGAGCGUAUCCUUGGACUAGGAGACCUUGGCUGUCAGGGAAUGGGUAUACCUGUUGGAAAACUGUCUUUGUACACGGCACUUGGUGGAGUUCGGCCUUCAGCAUGCUUGCCUAUAACCCUUGAUGUUGGCACAAACAACGAGAAGCUUUUGAAUGACGAGUUUUACAUUGGAUUGAAGCAAAAUAGGGCUACUGGGGAAGAAUACGCUGAAUUUGUACAGGAAUUUAUGUCCGCAGUUAAACAGAACUAUGGCGAGAAAAUCCUGGUACAGUUUGAAGAUUUUGCCAACCAUAAUGCAUUUGAAUUGCUGGAGAAAUACCGCACUACACACCUUGUCUUCAAUGAUGACAUACAGGGUACUGCCUCUGUGGUGCUUGCAGGACUCAUUGCUUCUUUGAGACUACUGGGAGGAAACUUGGCUGACCAUACCUUCCUAUUCCUGGGCGCUGGAGAAGCUGGAACAGGUAUUGCGGAACUUAUAGCUCAAGAGAUGUCAAAGAAGACAAAUUCUCCAGUUGAAGAAAUGAGGAAAAAGAUCUGGCUUGUGGACUCCAAGGGACUUGUUGUUGGUUCUAGGAAGGAGUCACUUCAGUCUUUCAAACUGCCAUGGGCACAUGAAUUUGAACCUGUUACAACUCUUCUAGAAGCAGUACAGGCAAUCAGGCCAACAGUGUUGAUAGGCACUUCUGGAAAAGGACAGACAUUCACUAAGGAGGUGGUUGAAGCCAUGUCAUCUAUCAACUCGAAACCUCUCAUUCUUGCUCUAUCAAAUCCUACUUCACAGUCAGAAUGUACUGCUGAGGAGGCGUACACAUGGAGCCAGGGUCAAGCAAUAUUUGCCAGUGGAAGUCCAUUUGAUCCUGUGGAACAUGAAGGGAAUACUUUUAUCCCCGGCCAGGCAAAUAAUGCUUACAUCUUCCCUGGUUUUGGUUUGGGUCUGAUAAUGUGUGGUGCAAUCCGUGUUCAUGAUGACAUGCUUUUGGCUGCCUCUGAGGCAUUGGCUUCGCAAGUUACAGAAGAACACUUGGCAAAAGGACUUAUCUACCCUCCAUACAAAGACAUCAGAAUGAUAUCUGCUCAUAUUGCUGCAAAAGUAGCAGAAAAGGCUUAUGAUCUCGGUUUGGCUAGUCGGCUUCCGAAACCCGAAGAUUUGGUUAAAUUUGCUGAGAGCUGCAUGUACAGCCCUUCUUACAGAAAUUACCGUUGAAGAAUUUACACGGGGAAUUAAUUUUUUCUGCAGUUUUGGACCUUAGAAUUCUCGAAGCAAACUUAUUAGUCUUGUUAUUUUUUUUGUAUACUUCAAAAUCUACCGUUUGGCUUAUGUUUAGCAUUCAAUAUAUAGCGUUAUGCUAUUGUUAUUGUUACAUCUAUAUUUGAUCUGCUAUGUAGUAUGUAGCUCUGAUAAAUUGCAGUUAGUAUAUUGAUUUGUAUUAAAUUCAAUGAGAUGAUUCUGGUCAAAACUGUUUAACUUGGUCA
Molecule: messenger RNA, 2273 nt
Organism: Beta vulgaris subsp. vulgaris (sugar beet)
Lineage: Eukaryota; Viridiplantae; Streptophyta; Magnoliopsida; Caryophyllales; Amaranthaceae
Product: NADP-dependent malic enzyme
Exons: 18
Coding region: 154-2004 (616 amino acids)
Biological process (GO): malate metabolic process; pyruvate metabolic process
Cellular component (GO): chloroplast
Molecular function (GO): malate dehydrogenase (decarboxylating) (NADP+) activity; NAD binding; malate dehydrogenase (decarboxylating) (NAD+) activity
Source: RefSeq, a predicted model, not a curated record